AUGGCUGAUACAAGUGCUGUGGAUUUAUCGAUAACGACACUAAGGUGGGCGUACCGAAGCCUUACCACGGCACCGCUCUCACCAGCCACUCACAUGUGGAACCGACAGUUGAGACAUAUUUGUCCUAAAUAUUUCGUCGCUGAGCAAUAUUUGGAUCUGCGGUUACGAUCCGCUCAAGCGCCUCAGGUCAACGGUCGGAUUAUGCAGAUUGGCAAGUGA
Messenger RNA from Plasmopara halstedii, 219 nucleotides. RefSeq lists its product as uncharacterized. The record is from RefSeq and is a predicted model, not a curated record. NCBI's taxonomy places the organism in Eukaryota, Oomycota, Peronosporomycetes, Peronosporales, Peronosporaceae. Bases 1 to 219 code for a protein of 72 amino acids. The transcript is spliced from 2 exons.